Symphalangus syndactylus (siamang) is the source of this 1241-nucleotide messenger RNA. RefSeq names its product ras-related protein Rab-6A. NCBI's taxonomy places the organism in Eukaryota, Metazoa, Chordata, Mammalia, Primates, Hylobatidae. Gene Ontology annotation, molecular function: GTPase activity; GTP binding. The record is from RefSeq and is a predicted model, not a curated record.
GCUCCGCCACCUUGCGCCUCUCUCCCGCAGGUCUCGGAGCCAGGUGCGGAAGGAGGGAACGGCCCUAGCCUUGGGAAGCCAGAGCACACCCCUGGCUCCUGCCGACACCGCCCUCCUCUUCCCAGCCGCCGGCCUCGCUCGGUGCUAGGCUAAUCUGCCGGGAGGCGGCGGCGGCUGCCAGUCUGUGGAGAGUCCUGCUGCCCUCCAGCCGGGCUCCUCCACCGGGCCUUGCAGGGGCCGAGAGAGCUCGGCGCCCGCCCUUCCGCUCGCCUUUUUCGUCAGCCGGCUGGAGCAGCAUCGGUCCGGGAGGUCUCUGGGCUGAGGCGGCGGCAGCUCCUCUAGUUCCACCAUGUCCGCGGGCUUAGACUGCGGGAAUCCGCCGAGGAAAUUCAAGCUGGUGUUCCUGGGGGAGCAAAGCGUUGCAAAGACAUCUUUGAUCACCAGAUUCAUGUAUGACAGUUUUGACGACACCUAUCAGGCAACAAUUGGCAUUGACUUUUUAUCGAAAACUAUGUACUUGGAGGAUGGAACGCUCUUUCGACGUGUAGCAGCAGCUUUGCCGGGAAUGGAAAGCACACAGGACAGAAGCAGAGAAGACAUGAGGGAUGUAAAACUGGAAAUGCCUCAGGAGCAACCAGUCAGCGAAGGAGGCUGUUCCUGCUACUCUCCCAUGUCACCUUCAGCACUGACUGCAGUGUGAAUAUUGGCUUGAACCUUUUCCUUCAGUAAUAACGUUUUGCAAUUCAUCAUUGCUGCCUGUCUAGUAGAGAUGAUCUAUUAGCUUCACACGCACAAAAAAGUCAGCGUCUUCAUUAUUUAUAUUUUACAAAAAGGCAAACUAUUUCAGCAUAUUCCAGUGCUAACUUUAAAAAUUAGAUAUAUUUUCUUAACAAUUUUUUCUUUUUUAAUGUUAUGAUAAUGUACUUCAAAAUGAUGGAAAUCUCAGCAGUAUGAGUAUGGCUUGGUUAACAAGCAGUGUGUUCAGAGCCUGCUUUAUCUCUCCUUGCUUUUCUCACCUCUCCCUUACCCCAUUCCCUAUUUCCCUGUUCUUACCUUGCCUCCCCCCACUUCCUCAAAACAAACAAGAGAUGGCAAAGCAGCAGUCCGACCAAGCCCACUGGAAUUAUCCUUUAAUUUUACAGAUACCACUGGCUGUAGGCUAUGGGCCAAGAUGUCCAAAAUUAUUCUUGAGCACUGAUAUAAAUUACUUAGAUCUUCUUUGAGGUCAGAAUUCAGCGAUC